This is a messenger RNA of Mesorhabditis spiculigera, 1551 nucleotides long. The record is from the annotation of a GenBank genome assembly. Lineage: Eukaryota; Metazoa; Nematoda; Chromadorea; Rhabditida; Rhabditidae.
AUGAAAUGGCUGGUCCUAACGGGCCUCAUCUUCGUCGACUUAUCCCUCAAUGAAAGCCUCGAUACCCUCUCACCUGAAGCCCCCCUCAUUUUAAUCAAUAGAACCCGAAAAACCGGACACAAUUUUGCUGUUGCACGCAGCUCAGGUGGAUCCAGGGUGUUCCUCAAAACUAAGCUACUCGAGAAUUUAAAUCGAUUCGAAGGGGGCGGAGAAAAGCUGGAAUUGCUCGAUAAUAAGGUAAACGAUAGGAGUGAAGAGAACAAAAUUGCCGAUCCGAUAAAGCAACUGUCCACGAUAUCAGUUAGUGUCAGUCCAGUGCCAUCAACAGAACUUUCGGAACUGGAUACGGCUGCCCUGCCGCAAUCAAAUUCAUUAAUGCCAGAACUAGGAGAGGAGGUCGUCGCGAGAGAAAAGAAAAAUAUUGAAUUGGCUGUAGCACCAAAUCCGGACCAACGGGUGUCUGAUAAAGCAGCAAAAACUAUUCGAAAAUGGAGGAAGCGAUUCUAUAGGGCAUACAAAGAAGGACGAAUAUUUGGAAGACUCGAGAAAAGUCCAGGCCACUUUUCUGCGCUUGCUAAUGAAGCCGAUAAAGAUGAACAUAUGAGUCGCGGCGAAUCCACUUGGGGUUAUGCGCACGAUGGAACGUAUGGCCGAGACCGGCAUGGAAAAAUUGUCAAAUUUGGACCGGAGCUAAAGCUUGAAUCAUCGGUAAAUUCACAUCGAAAACCUCUCGAAUUAAAACCAAGAAAACGAAAGAUUGUUUAUAUCCCAGCACCUAACUUGGACCAGAAUCCACAGUAUUUAUUCACAACACCGGUUCCAAAGAUUGAUAGUCUUGAACGGCAACGAUUAUAUUACGUAACGGCGAAUCCAUUACUAACAACAACCGUCGAAUUGCUGCGUGAAUUUGCGCCUGGAUUUGGCGAUCGAGGGCUUCAAGGAAUGCCAUACCCUGAAAAGCGAGAAAUUUCUCCGUUUCCGCCACAGCCACCGCUUCCAUUUUGGAAAACUGAUCCAAAUCAUCAGCCAAAGUUCUUACCGAGCUUCACACAAAGCAUUCCAUCUGCUCCACCUUUUUUACGGCCACUCCCCACGCUCCCUCCACCGACGCAAAUAAUUCAAAAAUCACGAGGACCUGGCGGUUUCGCCAGGCCUGGAGAGCAAAGUUUCUUCGAACCUGAUGAUGAUCUAGAUGAUCCUAAUAAAUUUGAUUUUGCUCCUUAUCGUGAGCCAAAAUCAGCUGGCGAGGGACCGACGGAGACUGAUGAAAAAUGUAAUAGUCAAAGAUUACGGUCAAUUAUUCAGAAGAAUAUAAUUUCAAAUGAUGCUGAAGGGUCAAAAAGAGCUGUGCAAGAGGAGGCUGAACGGGAUUUGGGAAGAUACAUUGACGUUAUUUGUGGAACCGGCUUCUUUUCCUACAUAGCGCAUACCGAUGAAUUUUGUUUAGCCUCAGCUGGGGGUGUGAAUUGCUAUGCGUUCAGUCCGGUAUGCGGAGAAGCCGAUGUCACACGACGGAAUAAGCUAAGAUAUCUGAGUCGUAACCGGAAAUUG